Messenger RNA from Doryrhamphus excisus (bluestripe pipefish), 958 nucleotides. RefSeq names its product heat shock protein family, member 7 (cardiovascular) (gene hspb7). NCBI's taxonomy places the organism in Eukaryota, Metazoa, Chordata, Actinopteri, Syngnathiformes, Syngnathidae. The record is from RefSeq and is a predicted model, not a curated record. Gene Ontology annotation, biological process: heart development. Gene Ontology annotation, cellular component: cytoplasm; nucleus.
UUGACCUCAUCUAACAAAAAUAAGCAAUGACUGAAUAGAUUUAAAAAAGUGCGUGAGUGUGCUUAUAUUUAAAGCUACUGAAAUCUCAUAUUCACUGAAGGAAGAAGUCCCUUUGCCUUGUCGUCCCUUCACUCUGCCUCACCCAGCAACACCAGCUAUCCAUGAGUGUGACCAACUCUUCUGCCUACCGAUCGGAGCGGAGUUUCCAUCAGAUGUCAUCCUCUUCCUCCAAUAAUCCAUACAUGGAGAAGAGUCACGGGCUGUUUGCGGAGGACUUUGGCCCCUUCAUGAGACCUGGGGCAGACACCUUGGGUUUUUCCAGUGGAAGUGGGAAGAUCAAAACACUCGGUGAUUCGUACCAGUUCACAGUGGACGUCCAAGACUUUUGCCCUGAAGAUGUCAUUGUCACCACAUCCAACAACCAAAUUGAAGUUCGUGCAGAAAAGUUGGCCCAGGAUGGUUCGGUGAUGAAUACAUUUACCCAUAAGUGUCAGCUACCCGAGGAUGUGGACCCGACCACGGUGACAUCAUCACUGGGCGCCGAGGGGACGUUAACAGUCCGGGCACGGCGACACCCGGCUAAACAUGAGCACACACAAACCUUCCGCACUGAAAUUAAGAUUUAAACUCACAAAAACUUUACUAAAUAUUUGUGUGCGUGUUUAUUUUAGAUGCCAAUCUCUCUACUUGCCGUGCACAUAUUUUAACACUCCAAUGCUGUGCUGUGCUUGAUGACACUCUCACAUCUUCGCUCAUUGAUAUUCUGAGGUGGUUCCCUUUGCAGCCAUAGAUGAAAGAUGACACCAUCGGGUCUUGUACUGUACAUGUAUGACAUAUGUACAAGAAACACAGUCACACAAACUACAUGCAAUCACAUGCGAUUGUAAUUAUGUAUGCACUUGAAAUGAAUGGUUUUGCCUUUGUCUUAUUAUAUUAUCAUGUAUGAAUAAACAUCUUA